Molecule: messenger RNA, 837 nt
Organism: Penicillium nucicola
Lineage: Eukaryota; Fungi; Ascomycota; Eurotiomycetes; Eurotiales; Aspergillaceae
Product: fungal specific transcription factor domain-containing protein
Exons: 1
Coding region: 1-837 (278 amino acids)
Source: RefSeq, a predicted model, not a curated record
AUGUGCCAAAUCUGGCAUUUCGAACUGGAGAUGCUUUUGCAUCUACCGUUCAUGCUGCGCGCCGCAACUGAUCGACGAUAUGAAUAUUCGCGCAUAUCCUGCCUGACUGCAGGCCGAAAUCUGAUCAAGAGAUGGAUUUCCAUUUGUGAAUGUCAUGAUACGCUUCUCUUCUCCAACCUCCUCGAGUUUCAGGCUUUCACGGCAGCGACAACUAUUCUUCUGGGUCUCCUCGGCGCCAAAGAAAGCACGGAUCAAAAUAUCCUACAAGAGCGAUAUGAGGAUACUCGCCUUGUAGAGACGAUUGUUCAGAACUUUGAGAGACUUCAGCAGCAUGGUGCUGUGAUGUCGGUUGGUACCCAGAGCAUCUCAGUCAUUCACACGCUUCAACGGUUCCUUCGUGGGGAAACCCAGUCGGACAAAAUGCGUCUUGAAAUCCCCUUUUUCGGAGUGAUACGGAUUGCGCGUGGUGGUGCCGUGCAGCCGUUAGAAGGCGAGCGGAUUGUCGGAGCAAAUGCAUGCCAAAAUCCCUCCUUUCUUAGGCCUGCUGAAUCCGAUGUUUCUUCUUCUAGAAUGGGAGCAGAAUACACACCGAGUCUUAAUACUCACACCAGGAAACGGAUGUUUCAUGAAACAGAUGCAAAUGAAGGGAGUCAUGCUGGUGAUAGUGUGGAGACGGAAGAUACUAUUUUGCAGAUUUCUGGUGGUCAUUUUCAAUUUCCCGAGAUACCGGGCAUCCAAGAUGGUCUUGAUGCCAGUGAUUGGUCUUUUGGAGAAGAUGAUCUGGUUUUCUUCGACAGCUUGGUGAACACAGAUUUGGUGGGUAAUUGGAUACUCUAG